AAAUUCGUUAAAAUGCGAGCAUCCACAAGGGAGAGGCCGCGGGCUCGCGUGCAGGGGCGUAGAGCCAUAUUCUCCAUAGUGACUCGGUGCACUGCCUGAACAUUUCAGUGCGAAGCAAGCGUCGCGCUUACGUAACGUGAUCAAUGACUCGAAGGGUUAUUGCAGUAAGAAGAGAUCAAAGGAUAGCAAAUCAUCCUGAUUCCUGACGCUACACCUAUCGACAUAUACUAGCUGAUACCCUCGAUCUCGAGCAUUCUCUGUUCGCUUUUGAAUCACACUAAUCCUCGCCUUCUCCAUCGCUAACGAUCCAGAAGCUUAAUCGAAACUAGAAGAGAAAUCUAACUACCAUGACGCUUGACGUGACCAGCUUCAUAGACAGCAAAGGAGGGAAUGCCGAGGAUAUUCGUGAAUCGCAGCGGAAACGAGGAGAAUCGGUAGAGCUGGUCGAUCAGGUUAUAGACAUGUACACAGAGUGGGUGAAGAUGGAUUUUGAGGCGAAUGGCCUGAGCAAGCAAGUCAACGCAGUGCAAAAAGAGAUCGCAGCCAAGAAGAAGGAGUUAGAUGCACAGGUAGACGCGAAACGCAAAGAGACCCGUGAUUUCGAGGUGGAGAUGCGGAAGAAAGCUUCAACUGUAGGAAAUAUCGUAGCGAAGGAUGUCCCAUUUAGCUUGACGGAGGAUGACAAUGUAACGCUCCGAACUUGGCAUCCAGAUGGCCCCAAUGGUCAAGUAGAAAGGAAGACGGGCAUUAUGCCUCACCACGAAGUUUUACUCAGACUAGACGCAAUGGACCUUGAUCGAGGUGCUAAGGUCGCAGGUCACCGUGGCUACUUCCUCACAAAUGAUGGUGUUGACCUCAACCAAGCCCUUAUUACAUAUGCCCUCGACUUCCUCCGCAAAAAUGGAUACAAAAAGGUCCAACCGCCAUUCAUCAUCAAUAAAGACGUCAUGGCAAAGACCGCGCAACUUGACCAGUUCGAUGAGGAACUGUACAAGGUUAUUGCCAAUGACGAGGAGAAAUAUCUCAUCGCGACCUCGGAACAGCCCAUUUCGGCGUUCCACCAAGACGAAUGGUUCGAAGACCCCAAAACCCAGCUUCCUAUAUACUACGCUGGAUAUUCGACAUGUUUCCGUAAAGAAGCAGGCUCCGCUGGACGUGAUAUGUGGGGUAUCUUCCGUGUGCACCAGUUUGAGAAGGUUGAACAGUUCGUCCUCACCGCUCCCGAAGAGAGCUGGAAUGCAUUCGAUACCAUGCUGGGGAACAGUGAAGCGUUCUAUCAGAGCCUGGGUCUCUCUUACCGUGUAGUGGCUAUCGUCAGUGGUGCACUGAACCUUGCAGCGUCAAAGAAAUGCGAUCUGGAGGCGUGGUUCCCAUUCCAAGGUGCAUACAAAGAACUCGUUUCCUGCUCGAAUUGCACAGAUUAUCAGAGCAGGCGGCUAGAAAUCCGUUGUGGUCUCAAAGCGAAGGACCAGCAACGGAAAGUCUAUGUGCACAUGCUCAACGGAACGAUGUGCGCCACGGAGCGCGCAUUGUGCUGUUUGGUCGAGAAUUAUCAGACGCCAGAUGGUCUCAUUAUACCUGAGGUACUCAGGCCGUAUAUGCAGGGACGGGACUUCUUGCCAUGGGUGAAGGAGCUGCCGAAGAACUUGCAGAGAAAGCAGGCAUAGAUGUCUUAUAUAUUCGGUUUUGUGUUAGUAGAACAUGGGUCGCAUCUCACAUACUUUAUCACCUUCCAUUGGGGAGGCGACGGUAGUCAUGAAUGUACGUGUA
Messenger RNA from Suillus paluster, 1770 nucleotides. RefSeq names its product serine-tRNA ligase. The record is from RefSeq and is a predicted model, not a curated record. Lineage: Eukaryota; Fungi; Basidiomycota; Agaricomycetes; Boletales; Suillaceae. Bases 348 to 1667 code for a protein of 439 amino acids. The transcript has 8 exons. Gene Ontology annotation, molecular function: ATP binding; serine-tRNA ligase activity; tRNA binding. Gene Ontology annotation, biological process: seryl-tRNA aminoacylation. Gene Ontology annotation, cellular component: cytosol.